This is a messenger RNA of Daucus carota subsp. sativus, 1295 nucleotides long. Its product is annotated as transcription initiation factor TFIID subunit 14b. The transcript is spliced from 7 exons. Bases 155 to 910 code for a protein of 251 amino acids. The record is from RefSeq and is a predicted model, not a curated record. NCBI's taxonomy places the organism in Eukaryota, Viridiplantae, Streptophyta, Magnoliopsida, Apiales, Apiaceae. Gene Ontology annotation, biological process: regulation of DNA-templated transcription.
AUUUCAAAAAAAAAAAAACAAUCGAGAGAACCCCCAAUUCUGGUACGAAUUGAAACCCCCGACUGGAACUAACUGAAAUCACAAUUCGCCCUAACCACUCGCUAAUUGUGCAGAAACUAAAUCAAUUUUGAAAUUGAAGCCGUUAAAAUCGGCAAUGAAAAACGCUUCAGCUUCAGCUGCAGAAAGAGGAGAAGAUUCUAAUAAUCACAAUUCUAAGAGUCCAGCUAAACGGCUUAAAGAUGUGGAGGUUUCUGUUCCGAUAGUUUAUGGAACUAUUUCGUUCUGGCUAGGGAAAAAGGCAACUGAAACUCAAUCGCACAAGUGGACAGUUUAUGUGCGCGGGGCGACGAAUGCGGAUCUGGGAGCAGUGGUCAAACGAGUCGUGUUUCAGCUGCAUCCUAGUUUCAAUAAUCCUGUCAGAGCGGUUGAAUCACCACCAUUUGAGUUAUCGGAGUGUGGAUGGGGUGAAUUCGAAAUAGCUAUUACCCUUUACUUUCAUGCUGAUGCUUGUGAUAAACCGUUGACCUUAUUUCAUCAUUUGAAGUUGUAUUCUGAAGACGAACCUGGCACUCAGUCAAUCAAAAAACCUGUUGUAGUGGAGUCUUAUGAUGAGAUUGUUUUCCCGGAUCCUUCUGAGAACUUUUUUGCUCGUGUGAAGAAUCAUCCAGCCAUCCUGUCUUAUGUGUCUGCACCAUUGGGCCUGCAUUCAGUAGAAGAAGUUAAUGAAGCAAAGGAAGAAGAGACUAAAGAUCACCCACUUAGCCAGUGGUUUAAAAAUUUCUCGGAGGGGGAUGAGCUAUCGAAGCUUGCUGCAGCUCGUCAACAGGUGCAAGGUCACAUUGUCAAGCUAAGAAAUCAGUUGAGUUCUAUGAAUGGGCAGCUAGAGUCUGUGGUGAUCGAAUGUGACUAAGGAUAUGAAAGUGUGGAAGGCAUAAAACCAACAUGGCUUUUGAGUUGAACUGUUUUGCACCUUAGAACAUGUUUUCUUCUGUAUUUGUGUUACUAGAGCAGAGACCCUUGAAACUAGUGGCUCUCGAUUUUAUCAGGAUACAUAAACAGACUUGCUUGUAUCGCAUGCCUGAUGUUCUUUACUGUAGUGUUAAACUUCCAGCAGCUCACAUGGGGAAGCCCUGCCUUUGUUGCUUAUAAGUUUGUCUUUUUUGUAAAUUUUUUUUUCUUGAUUGCGCAGCUGUAAAUGAUUGCAGAAUUGUAAAAUUGCUUCACUAUCAAGGCUAUUGUGUAUGUGGAACUAUAAAUAAAUACUCACCUCUACUUUGUGUGUGUGAACUUAUUUA